Molecule: messenger RNA, 678 nt
Organism: Petromyzon marinus (sea lamprey)
Lineage: Eukaryota; Metazoa; Chordata; Hyperoartia; Petromyzontiformes; Petromyzontidae
Source: RefSeq, a predicted model, not a curated record
AUGAAACGCGGAUACUUCCACAAGGUGCUGGCCGUAGUGGUGGUGGUGGUGGGCCUGAAGGAGUUUGUGGCGGAGGAGAGGAGGAGACACGUGGUGUACCCAGAGCCUGCCAACGUGUUCACCUGGACACAUCUCUGUAGGCCUUCACAGGUGAGGGUGGUGAUCCUGGGCCAGGACCCGUACCACGGCCCGGGCCAGGCCCACGGCCUCAGCUUCAGCGUCCCCCGGGGGGUGCCGCCCCCCCCGAGUCUCCUCAACGUCUUCCGCGAGGUGGCCCGGGGGGGCGGCGGGGGGGGCGAGGCCACGCCCCCUUCACGGCCCCCCCACGGAGACCUCACGGCCUGGGCACAGCAGGGGGUGCUGCUACUCAACGCCGUUCUCACGGUGCGUGCCGGCCAGGCCAACUCUCACCGCGGCCGUGGCUGGGAGCUGCUCACCGGGGCGGUGAUCUCUUGGCUCAACCGGAACCGCACCGGAUUGGUCUUCUUGCUGUGGGGAGCUGACGCACAGCGAUGUGGUGCCUCCAUCAACCGGAGUCUCCACCACGUGCUCACAGCGCCACACCCAUCCCCUCUGUCUGCCCACCGUGGAUUCCUGGGCUGUGGUCACUUCUCACGGACAAACAGCAUCCUGCAGGCUCAGCGUCUGCCUCCCAUCGACUGGCUCAUUCACUCAUAG